Molecule: messenger RNA, 416 nt
Organism: Eubalaena glacialis (North Atlantic right whale)
Lineage: Eukaryota; Metazoa; Chordata; Mammalia; Artiodactyla; Balaenidae
Product: large ribosomal subunit protein P1-like
Exons: 1
Coding region: 111-416 (101 amino acids)
Biological process (GO): translational elongation; cytoplasmic translation
Cellular component (GO): ribosome; cytosolic large ribosomal subunit
Molecular function (GO): ribonucleoprotein complex binding; protein kinase activator activity; structural constituent of ribosome
Source: RefSeq, a predicted model, not a curated record
AGGUGCUCGGUCCUUCCAAGGAAGCUUAAGGCCGCGUUGGGGUGAGACCCUCACUUCAUCCGGCGACUAGCACCGCGCUCGGCAGACCCUGCCUAGCACUCACCCGCACCAUGGCCUCCGUCUCGGAGCUCGCCUGCAUCUACUCGGCCCUCAUCCUGCACGACGAUGAGGUGACGGUCACGGAGGAUAAGAUCAAUGCCCUCAUGAAAGCAGCCGGUGUAAAUGUUGAACCUUUCUGGCCAGGCUUGUUUGCAAAGGCUUUGGCCAAUGUCAACAUCGGGAGCCUCAUGUGCAAUGUGGGGGCAGGUGGACCUGCCCCAGCAGCUGGUACUACACCAGCAGGAGGUCCCGCCCCCUCCCCCACUGCUGCGCCAGCUGAGGAGAAGAAAGUGGAAGGCGAAGAAAGAAGAAUCUGA